UAAACCUAAGAACUUCCGACUACUGUUCUUCUUCCUCCGCCGUCCCCCUUCCUUCUCCGCUCUUCCAAUCCCCUCCCCACUGCUAUCUCUCACAGUGACUCCUCCGCCUCGUUCCGCGCCCGCCUGACUCCUCCGCCUCCUCCCUCGGCGGCGUCGAGGGUGCGCUCGCCCGCGCGGUGGCCGGGCGGAUCUCGCCGGGCGGCCGAGCUCCCCGGCUAGAGGUCGCCCGCUUCUUCCCCAAUUCCGGCCGGUGAGCCCCACUUCUUUCCCGUCCUUAAGCCGAUGGACGCCUCCGCCGCCGGUUCGCGCGGCGGCCCAGCCCUGCGCUUCCUCUGUCCUAAGAUAUCCCUACUCUCCCCGCCCUCGCGCUCCUUGCUGCGCUGGCUCGUCGGUGCGCCUCGCGUCCUCCCUCCCUUCACCGUCGCUGCUGUCUUACGUCCCACUCACGGCGACCACGCCGCCCCUGAUCUCCCCAGGGAAGCAGAUGAAAUCCGGGGGUUGCUGCCGCGGGGUUUCGACAUCAUCGGGGCAUUGCUCGUGGGGGGAGGGGGUUCUGAUGCGGACGUCACUUGCGCACUGGAGCAGGCUCGGGUGCUGAGGGAGCUGCUGUUCGGUGUGGCGGCGAGCCAUGGCUUGGUCGGAGGCCACAUGGAUGCAGCCACCGGGGAGAUUCGAUUUGUUCUAUCCGAGAGCGGAGGGACGGACUCGGUGGAAGGGUCUGUGGUUACAUGGGAGGAUGAGCCGGGGAGGUUGUUGUGGGAGAAGGGAUGCCUCCUGCGCUGCCAACUGCCCCUGAAGCUUCCACUCUAUCUUAGGCCUGAUGUGAAUUCUGGCAUCGAAGAACGGUUUUCUUCACUUAUUGAAUCUACAAUUGCUAAACUCAGAGAUCCUCAUGUAUCGUAUUUAGUUGAGGGGCCAAUUACAUCUAGUGAAUCACAUCAUUCUAUUAUCUUGCGUGGUGAUGAUUUAAGCUUUGAUUCACAUACACAUGGAAACUCAAGAAAGAACAAUUGUACCACAAGUAUUGUAUCUUGUUCAGAAUUCUUCACAGAAAAGAGGUACAACUUCUCAUUGACAAGAGAGAAUGCAGAUGCAAUUGCAAUAACUGUCAACCAAUCAGCGAGUAGCUUGAAGCCUGGCACUACCCCUGUGGUAGAGUACUUUCCUGCCUCAGCACCUGCCAGCCUCAGAGUAAUCAUCUUGAAGCUUGAUAUACUAUGCUACACAUCAAUAGAUUUUCCAGUGGCAGCUGCUGUAUCUGAACUUGUUAUUCCAGGAUUAGCUGAUCAGAUGAUUGUAAUGAAGAGGAUUAUUGCUUCAGAGAUAACUCAACAAGUACAGCUUUGUCCAUUCCAUUUCAUUCCUUCUGGUUUGCAUGUUCCAGUAACAGCCAUAUACAAUACAAGAUAUGGUGAGAUCGAGGAGAGGCAAAGUGAGCUGCGAAAAGAACUGCAUAUAAGGCUAGGACUUCCCUUAGAUCGGCCUUUGUUGCGAAUUUCUAAUGCAUUGACUUUUGGCAGCAUGGGAAAGAGGAAGAAAAGCAUGCCAAGAAGUGGUAUUCAUCCUGCAUAUGUUGCAACAUAUACUCCAUUACUAUGUUUUCCCCCUGAAUUACAUGUGGGAUCUUGUGGUUCUUCGCUGCUUCGAGAAGUCCACAGAGAAAUUCCAUCUAGUGGUGUAUCUGGAGGUGUUAUGUCUUUGAUUGAUGGUUCGUAUGAGUAUUAUCACUACCUUCACGAUGGUAUUGAUGACAAUGGAUGGGGAUGUGCAUAUCGGUCUCUACAAACAAUUGUCUCUUGGUACAGAUUGCAACAAUAUUCAUCAAUAGAUGUUCCUUCUCACAGGGAGAUUCAACAAGUUCUUGUUGAAAUUGGUGACAAGGAUUCAUCGUUUAUCGGAUCUUGUGAGUGGAUUGGAGCCAUUGAGCUAAGCUUUGUCCUCGACAAACUGCUGGGCGUUAGUUGUAAGGUUAUCAAUGUGAGAUCUGGCGAUGAGCUUCCUGAAAAGUGCAGAGAACUUGCCAGGCAUUUUGACACCCAGGGAACUCCUGUGAUGAUUGGUGGUGGAGUCUUGGCUUACACCCUUAUCGGAGUUGAUUAUAACGAAGCCAGUGGAGACUGUGCAUUUCUUAUCCUUGAUCCGCACUACACUGGUACUGACGAUCUGAAAAAGAUUGUAAAUGGCGGGUGGUGCGGAUGGAAGAAGUCUGUCGACAGCAAAGGCCGAAGCUUCUUCUUAAAAGACAAGUUCUACAACCUCCUACUACCCCAAAGGCCAAACAUGGUGUGAAACCUAUGGUGUUCAAUAUGUUACUAGUGCAUGUUCUUGCAAUAGUCGGUGUUAUGUUAUUUUUUAAAAAAAGCCUCAUAGAUUGGAAGUCAUGAUUUGUAAAGUUGUUAAAUGAGACAUAUUUUUUUUAUAAAUAUGUAGUGAUUAGUAAAUUUGUAGCACCCUAAAACAUCAUUUUUUUUAAAAAAUAGUUUUGAUCUCAUUAUGCAA
Molecule: messenger RNA, 2499 nt
Organism: Sorghum bicolor (sorghum)
Lineage: Eukaryota; Viridiplantae; Streptophyta; Magnoliopsida; Poales; Poaceae
Product: probable Ufm1-specific protease
Exons: 13
Coding region: 283-2289 (668 amino acids)
Source: RefSeq, a predicted model, not a curated record